AUGGCUCCCGCACCUUCCGCUGCUGGCGUCCCCGCCACCGUUCCCGCCAAGGCCGUCAAGGGCGCAGCUGGUGCCGCCGCCAAGAGCGGUACCGCCGCCGAGAAGAAGGAGGCCAGCUCCGAGUCGGACGCUCUCCUCACCGGCGACAAGGAGGCCGCUCAGGAGCUCACCAACCUCGUCAAGAUUGAGGGUCCCGCUGCUCUUGCCAACCUCGGCAUCGAGGCCGUCCUCCUCAAGGGCCUCACCGACAAGAAGAACGCCGCCGCCCGUGAGGGUGCCUGCACUCUCCUCCUCAACCUCUGCGAGCAGGGUGUCGGCCACGAGGUGGAGCCUUUCGUCUUCGAGAAGGUUCUCAACACCGUCGUCGAGGCCAUGGGUGACAAGGAGAAGUCCGUUCAGAAGGCUUCCCUUGAGUCGCUCAAGGCUUUCGUCAAGGUCAUGUCCCCCUGGGCUGCCCCCCAGGUGCUCAAGGUCCUUCUCGAGCAGGCUCGCACCGCCGGCAAGUGGCAGGUCAAGACUGGCUGCAUCGCCCUCCUCGAGGAGAUGGUCGUUGCUUGCCCCGAGCGCAUGGCCGCCCUCAUGCCCGAGAUCAUCCCUGUCAUGUCCGAGGUCAUCUGGGACACCAAGACCGAUGUCCAGAAGGCUUCGCGCGCCGCUCUCACCAAGCUCUGCGCCCUCAUCUCCAACAAGGAUAUCGAGCGCUUCAUCCCCGCCCUCAUCAACUCGCUCAUUCACCCCGUCGAGGAGGUCCCCAAGACCAUCCAGCUCCUGUCCGCCACCACCUUCGUCCAGGAGGUCGACAGCGCCACCCUCGCCCUCAUGGUGCCCCUUCUCGCCCGUGGUCUCAACGAGCGCCCCACCGCCACCAAGCGUAAGGUCGCCGUUAUCACCGACAACAUGACCAAGCUCGUCGACAACGAGCGCACCGUCCGACCUUUCCUCGGCAAGCUCCUCCCCGGUAUGAUCAAGAUCGAGUCUACCAUGGCUGACCCGGAGGCCCGUGGUGUCGUUCAGCGUGCCAUCAAGACCCUCCGUGAGGUCGGCAAUGUCACCGGUGACGGCUCCGAUGUCAAGCCCCUCGAGGACGUUGACGUCAAGCAGACGCAGGAGCAGGUCAACAAGUCGCUCGGCGAGCAGAGCCUCCAGGCUCAGGCCAACCUUUCGGCCUACCUUGCCGUGCUCGUUGCCAACCUUGCCAACGCCCGCAACUUUGAGCUCACCGAGUGGGAGUCGACCCUCGUCCCCUACCUCACCCUCAUCAAGGGUGCUAAGCCCGAGCAGGCCCGUGCUGUCGCCAAGAGCCUCCUUACCGCGCUCGCCAAGACCACUGGUGACACUGUCGAGAUCUUCGAAGACGAGGAGGAGGGUGAGGACCUUUGCAACUGCCAGUUCUCGCUCGCCUACGGUGCCAAGAUUCUGCUCAACACCGCCACUCUCCGUCUCAAGCGUGGCCACAAGUACGGUCUCUGCGGUCGUAACGGUUCGGGCAAGUCGACCCUCAUGCGCGCCAUCACCAACGGCCAGGUCGAGGGUUUCCCUUCGCCCGAGGAGGUCCGCACCUGGUACGUCGAGCACGAUCUCGACGGUUCCGAGGGUCUCACCACCGUCCUCGAGUUCAUCCUUGCCGAUGAGCGUCUCAGCAUGACCCGCGAGGAGGCUGUCAAGACCCUCCACGAGGUCGGCUUCGACGAUGACCGUCAGAACUCGCCCAUCGCCGGUCUCUCCGGUGGUUGGAAGAUGAAGGUCGCCCUUGCCCGUGCCAUCCUGUUCAAGGCCGACAUUCUGCUCCUUGACGAGCCCACCAACCACUUGGACGUCGUCAACGUCAAGUGGAUCACUGACUACCUCGUCAACCUCAAGACCGCCACUGCCAUCAUCGUCUCGCACGACUCUGGCUUCUUGAACAACGUCUGCACUGACAUCCUCCACCUCAACCGCUUCAAGAUCAAGAGGUAUCCGGGUAACCUCGACGCUUUCGUCAAGCGUGUCCCCGAGGCCCGUGCCUACGCCGAGCUCAACACUGGCGAGGACUACUCGUUCAAGCUGCCCGACCCUCCCCUGCUGGAUGGUGUCAAGACCAAGGAGAAGUCGCUUGUCAAGAUGAAGGACGUCAUCUUCCAGUACCCCGGCACCCCCGCUCCUCAGCUCAAGGGUGUCAGCAUCCAGCUCUCGCUCGCCUCGCGUGUCGCCAUUCUCGGCCCCAACGGUUCGGGCAAGUCCACCCUUGUCAAGCUUGUCGUUGGUGACACCGAGCCCGGCUCUGGUGAGAUGUGGAAGCACCCCAACUUGGUCAUUGGCUACGUCGCCCAGCACGCUUUCCACCACAUUGACCAGCACCUUGACAUGACCCCCCUCGACUACAUGCUCUGGCGUUACCAGACCGGUGAGGACCUGGAGGAGCACAUGAAGACCUCCAAGCGUGAACUCACCGAGGAGGAGAAGGCCAAGAUGAAGCAGGGUGAGGUCUUCGUCAUCGAGGGUGUCAAGCGCAUUAUGGACGAGAUCGUUGGCCGUAAGAAGUUGAAGAACUCCUUCCAGUACGAGGUCUCGUUCAAGAACAUGUCGUCCGCCGAGAACCAGUGGGUGCCCCGUCAGGACCUUAUCGAUAGGGGCCUUGAGAAGAAGGUGCUCGCCUUCGACAGCAAGGAGGCUCAGCGUCUCGGUAUGAACCGACCCCUCGUCCGAAAGGAGAUCGAGAACCAUUUCGAGGACUUCGGUCUCGAGCGUGAGUUCACCUCGCACAACACCAUGCGCGGUCUCUCCGGUGGUCAGAAGGUCAAGGUCGUCCUCGCCGCCGCCACUUGGCGCCGACCCCACAUCAUCGUCCUCGACGAGCCCACCAACUUCUUGGACCGUGAGUCUCUCGCCGCCCUCAUCAAGGCCAUCGAGUCCUUCCAGGGCGGUGUCGCCAUCAUUACCCACUCGCGCGAGUUCUCCGAGGGUACCUGCAAGGAGAUUUGGGCCAUGGGCGACGGUGUGCUCACCGCUUCCGGCCACGAUUGGACCGAAAGCAACUCGAAAGGGACGAAGCUCGAAGCCAAGGAGGAUGACGAGGACAAAUUCGACGCUUUGGGCAACAAGCUCGCUGCUGCCAAGAAGGUGAAGAAGGAGACUUCGAGCGACAAGCGAAAGGCGAGGGCUGCCAAGGCGAAGGCGAAGAAGGCCGGUACCUACAACUCGGAGGAUGAGCUCGAGGACCUUUAA
Kalmanozyma brasiliensis GHG001 is the source of this 3204-nucleotide messenger RNA. RefSeq names its product ABC transporter-like protein. The coding region runs from base 1 to 3204 and encodes 1067 amino acids. Lineage: Eukaryota; Fungi; Basidiomycota; Ustilaginomycetes; Ustilaginales. Gene Ontology annotation, molecular function: translation elongation factor activity; ATP binding; ATP hydrolysis activity. The transcript has a single exon. The record is from RefSeq and is a predicted model, not a curated record.